CUCUCUCUCUCUCUCUCUCUCUCUCUCUCUCUCUCUCUCUCUGUAAUGUGUAACUCUUGUAUAGGUCAUCUGAUCCAUACGAAAGGUGGGCCAGACCAUGAACAUCACCCAGGGAGAGAAUCAUCUGGGCCCACUAAUUGGGUGGACCACAUUGUUGAACCCAAUGGACAGCCGUUGGUGUGACUCAAUUCACAUAGUGACCCACUAAAUGAGUGAGCCAAGCUGUUUUUCAUGGAAGAUGAUCUCCAUGUUGUUACUCACCUUUUGCACGGCUUGGAUGUCAUACGCACACAGAAAAUUGGCGGGAAAGAUGGGUUUGCAUGUGAAGGUUUACAUACAAUGCCUGCAGUUAUCAUCUCUCUCAGCUCCAUCUUUCCCACCAACGUGUCAUCUCUGUAGGAAAUCUGAUCCGUUCAAGUAGUGGACCACAGCAUGAACAUCACCUAGGAUGGGAAUCAGGAUGGCCCACCAAUUGGGUGGCUCGCAAUAUUGGAAUAUGGACGACCGAUGGUCUGCUCCACAUGCAGUAAUGGCCCACUAAUAACUGGAUCUGCCUAAUUUUCACAUUUUGUGUUUUUUCCGAGUUUUUUGAGUUGACCCUUCUUCAAGUCUUGAUAAAAUCUGGUCGAGGUGAGUCAACUCAACCACUUCGAGUCAUGUUUUUAAACCAUGGAAGGUUCAGACUGGGUCUGUGUCACUCUAUCUCUGCCGCUCAUCAGGUGGGCCCUGCCCAAUUUGUACUUGGUCCGAAAAAUUAGAUUCAUCCUGGUCAUUGAUGGGCCACACUUGUAGAAAAAACGAUCAAAGGUCCACAUUUGUCAUGCAAAUGUAGCCCACUUAUCCAUCAGGCCAUCUUAUUUUUCUCACCAUAGCACAUCAAAUGCAUCUCCCAUCUGAUGAACGGCCUGGAUCACGCAGACGUAUCUAUCUGGAACAUGUGGACAGUAAUUCUUUUGUGGGAUUUUUGGUGUAGGUGAAUGCAAUGAAAUGUUGGAGUUCUAUCACCCCAAAUCCCCCCCUACAACUAAUCCAAAAUCAAUAGAAAUCCAACCCAAAUGUGCUGAUUUUUUCAAUUCAAGAACAUCCCAUUCGCCUAAAUUCCCACCAAAAAACAACCAUUCAAUCUCAAUCAAACCAUCAACAGAUUCAAAUUUCCCUCCAAAACACAUACAAUCCCCACAAGAAAACACCCACCUUUUCUCAACAACCAAUUCAUCAAGCUACAUAGAUUUCCCGGUGAAAAUCGAACAUUCAAUCCCACCUAACCAAUCCACUCAUUCGAAUUCGCCGCUCAAAAUUGCCGGUUCCGUCCCAAGAAAAUCAUCGGGGAAUUUGAAAUUCCAAUCAAGGCCUACCCAUAAAGGAUCCAAACAUUUUCCACCAAAUACCAAACAAAUCUCCUCACUAACAUUGCAAAUCCUCACUCAAAUCUAUAAACUAGGCCCCACUCCUGACAUAAUCACAUACACAACCUUCAUCAAGUACUUAGGUGAUUGUGGCCAUGCCGACGAAGCAUCCGAGCUCUUCGCGAUCAUGAAAGAAACACACGACCCCGAUGUGAUUUCAUUCACUGUUCUCAUCCAAAUCCUCUGCAAUUGCCGACAGCUCGAUCGAGCGCUGGACCUCAUUCAAGAAAUGCCCUCCCAUAACUGCAAACCAGAUGUCUUUUGCUACAACACCUUAAUCAACAAGCUCGGCGAAGCGGGCCACGAGGAUCACAUCCGGACCCUCUGGUCAGAAAUGCAAUUGGAUGGAAUCCGUCCCAACAUCAUCACCUACAGCUCAUUGGUGAAAUCCCUUUGCAUUGUGAACAAGAUCAAUGAGGCCAUUUCAGUCAUGGCCCACAUGGAGACAUGUGGAAACAUCAAACUGAAUACAUAUGUUUACAACACGAUCAUGAUGGCAUAUCUUGACCGUGGACAGAUCCGUGAAGCUCUAGGAGUUCUUGGGAGGAUGGAGAUUCGUGGGUGCUGCCCAGAUUCGUGUAGUUUCAAUCUGUUCAUUAGAUAUUUUAGUGAUUUGGGCCAUGGUCUAACAGCUUAUGUGUUCUUGAAGGAGAUGGUUAGAAGGGGAGUUGAAGCCAAUGAGAUUAGUUACAAGGCAUGUGCUCUUGGCCUAAUCAAGGAAGGAAAGGUCAGAGAAGUUUUUGAAUUGAUUGAGGAAACCAGGAUUUCAUGUGUUUCUCUAAGUGUUGGUUUUUGGAACAAUCUCAUCUUGUGGUUUGGGAAAAUGGGGAAAUUGGAGGAGGCUUAUGGUGUUUUCAUGAGCAUCAAAAACCCUAAUGAGAUUACCAUGAAUAUUGUAAUUAACAUGUUCUACAAGCAUGGAAGGGGUGAUAUUGCUUGGGAUAUGUUCAACCUCAUGGGAGAGAUGGGAAUCCGACCAUCCAUUGUGACUUACAACAUAUUGGUGCAUGGGCUAGGGAGGGAGGGGAGGACCCGCCAGGCGGCCCAGCUGGUGGGCCGGAUGGAAUUAGACGAAUGCCUGUCGCCUGAUGUGGUCACGUAUAAUUGUUUAUUGGAUGGAUUGUGUAGGGCCGGCGAGAUCGACGGUGCUUGUCGGCUUGUUUUGGAGAUGGUAAGAAGAGGGUGCGGGCCAGAUUUGAUUAGUUAUAAUACAUUGAUCAACGGUUUGAUUAGUGUUGGGAGGCUGGAUGAUGCAUGUAGCUUGUUUGAACAUAUGAGAGGGAAAUGGGAUGCUCAUGUUGUACCUUUGGAGAGAUUGAUUAUGGAAAUGGUUGAAAGAAAAUUAUCCAUUUGAUUCA
Magnolia sinica is the source of this 2764-nucleotide messenger RNA. Its product is annotated as pentatricopeptide repeat-containing protein At4g31850, chloroplastic-like. The transcript has a single exon. NCBI's taxonomy places the organism in Eukaryota, Viridiplantae, Streptophyta, Magnoliopsida, Magnoliales, Magnoliaceae. Gene Ontology annotation, molecular function: protein binding. The coding region runs from base 988 to 2760 and encodes 590 amino acids. The record is from RefSeq and is a predicted model, not a curated record.